AUGAGGUCCACCGCAAAUCCCACCUUCUACGUCGCUACAGAGGCCUAUCAAACUCUAGACCCCCUGACCCUCUCCAAAGUCCCUCCACCGUCCCGCGACAGUACCGGUGGCGGCAGGCGAUACAGGACUGACUCCUGUGACCCCAAGGUCACCUUUAAUCUGGAGGUCCUUCCAAUGGGGAAUAAAGAGGGUGAGGGUGAGGAGGACGGUGAACAGCCCGCAGUGGCUGAGAGCUCUGUCAGCAUGGGACGCAUGACUAAGCCAACCGACUUACUGGACCAGGGCGUGAUGGAGAGGGGCGCCGCAGGUAGCGGCGAGGUAACCCAUCGAGAUCUGGGAUUCAUGUACGCCAAAGCAAGCGCCCACCACUCCAGCUUCGUUUAG
Spirometra erinaceieuropaei is the source of this 384-nucleotide messenger RNA. Lineage: Eukaryota; Metazoa; Platyhelminthes; Cestoda; Diphyllobothriidea; Diphyllobothriidae. The record is from the annotation of a GenBank genome assembly.